Molecule: messenger RNA, 799 nt
Organism: Tribolium castaneum (red flour beetle)
Lineage: Eukaryota; Metazoa; Arthropoda; Insecta; Coleoptera; Tenebrionidae
Exons: 2
Coding region: 141-650 (169 amino acids)
Source: RefSeq, a predicted model, not a curated record
CCGGUGAUGGCUCAUGUGAAAGUGCACGGCAUCCUCCGAAGACACUUCAUUGUUCCCACCCCCUCUAAAAUCGCGAGUAUAAAUCGCGCGGAUCAUCUCGAAAUCAUCACAGUCACCACACGACCAGUCAACCAAGCAUCAUGAACACAUACACGGUGGUCCUCGCCUUCGCCUUGGCUGUGGCCACGAUGGCCGAGCCGCCGUCCUCGGGCGGCUACAGCUACAGCCGGCCCAGCGGCGGCGGCGGCGGCUUCUCCCUCGGGGGCGGCGGCGGCGGCGGCGGCUACCAGGCCGUCUCCUCCGGCUACACCACCUCCGAGGGCGCCUCCGUGGACCCCGCGCUCCUCGAGCAGGUGCGCCAGAUCCUCCUCAAGGAGGAGCAGAACUCGGCGUCGUCGGGCGGCUUCGGCGGCGGCCACGGCGGCGGCGGCGUCUCCUCCUCGUACGGCGUGCCGUCCCCCAGCUACGGCGUGCCCAGCUACAGCGCCAGGGUGGUGGGCAUCGACCUCGAGGGCAUCAAGCAGGCCAUCCAGGUGGCGCAGUACAACCAGGUCAGCCACCAGGCCGGCGGCGGCGGCUACCCCAGCGGCCCCAGCACCAGCUACGGCGCCCCUAGUCGGCCCUCCAGCUCCUACGGGGCCCCCUUUUAAGCUCUGAGAGCUGCAGAACUGAACUGAGUGUACAUACACCCAUCCAUCACACGGGUCAUGAUGCAUCAAACACCAUGCAUUUAAUUCUUUUUUUUUGUAUAAAGCUUUUUGUAGGUUAUGUUUUAUAAAAAAAUACAUUUGUCACCGUA